AGGACUGGCAACAUCUGCGUAUGGAUUCGUAAUGACGUAACGCCGGUUGCUACAACAGCUUACGGGAUUACCUGGCGAACACCGGCUUGUUUGAAAACUCAGAAGAAAAAAUCAUGUGGAUACAUCUUUGAUUGGAAAGUGAAUUUUUUUGCGUGAUGCCGUUCCGCAAGUGGAAUGUGGAGCCGGUGUUCCUAUGCCGAAAACCCCUGCCCCCCGACAAGAGUGAACCUUGCAAUUUUUAUCCUAUUACGAAUACAGCGCUGGUGAAUUGUUUGCGGCAACUGUCAUCCGUUGCCAAAAUUGCAAAUAAAAUUUUCGAAGAAAUCGGAUGCGAAUGUCGUUUGCUAGCUGAACGAUCGGAACGCUUAAAGGAUAAAAUUACUACCUGCGAAGAAAUUGUUAGCAAACUGAAUGCUAAAGCCGUCCAAGUCCCCCGAUCCGAUUUGAGCGAAACCGCUCGACGUCUCCGCCGAGAGAAGCCUUACGCCACCAAAUAUGAGCAGACGACUCAGCUGUUUCUGCCAUCGACGCGUCCACCCUGUGUUGACCGGUUGUACAAUGAGGCGUGCGUCACCCCUGUCGCCGUCAUGUGUACCAUCGACCGGUACAGGACGGAUGGACUCAGCUCGUCGGAACUCUUCAUGGUCACCCCCAUACUGGGAGGGACCCGGAAGAAGCGACGUAAGCUGCUCGAUAUCGAAACCAGGAAGCCUGCCAACUUCAGUCUUGCCGAAAAAGUUCAAGAUCGCUUGGAGUGUGGCACGUCUUCUCUCCCUCCUCUGGUGUCGCCAUCUAGGGGCUAUAUUUUAAAACAAAACGAGAGCUUGGAAUUGGAGCGUCUUCCCUCGCCUGAAGAGCAGGCCAUGCUUCUUUCCCUGGAAUACCCUUCGGUCGUCGUACCUGUUGACACAAGUGAGACCAGCUUCAACAGAAUGUCCUUGCUCAGGAGGUCAUUAUUACAUAUGGACUUUGUGAUUAAGCGCAAAAAGACCAAGAAGCGGUCGAAGCGUCGACACACCUUUUGUGAAGGAGACACCAGGGAGCUAGAUCAAGCCAUUCGGAAUGUAACCAACUCCUCGUGCCAGACAGAUGACUUCCUGGACGUCACCUCUGUCUCCUCCUCGUCCAUCCAUAACAAGUCCACCCUCUCCAAGAGGAGAUCCCGGUCUGUGCAGGACACCUCCUCUCGCAGGCGAGACCUGGACCUGGAUUCGCUGAAGCAGGACUCUGCGAAAGAUUCGGCCACGGAAGAUGACAAGGAGAAGUCACCAGCGAAGACUUCCAAUGGGACCGUGAAAAAGUCCCUGCGUUCUCGUGCCUACUCCUCUCUGACGGCCGCCAUUUCUAUCGCGGCGGUCAAGAUGCGCAAUUCAACUCGCGGACCCAAGCAGGACGAUGGACGCUCGUCCAGUGGCAAUUGGAGUGCCAGCAGCAGCACCAGGGCUUCCGUCGACUCUUCAGACCCGACUUCUCCCUCCAGGAAUUCGGUGGGCAAAGACUCCUUGCUAUCCUCGGAACAGCACGAUAGGUCCAAGGAUGACAUCCUGCCCAUCCAGUCUCUUACCAGCUCUCCCGUCAAAAAGAAAAAGUUCGGAAAUACCGGACUCUCUUGGGAAGUAAACAACAAUAAUAGAAGUUCUUCUAACACCCCUACACCAGAAUUCGCCUCCCUUGGCUCAUCCAGCACUCCCUUAGUUCGUUCCCCCUACGCUGGACGGCGCACAGGUGUCAGCGAUGACGGAGAUUCGUCUGUCUACUCUGUGGACACAGAUGGUUAUUACACCUCCAUGCACACGGAUAGUGGACUGUGGAGCAAUCCACUUACCAAUCUCAAACCAGAGGAUGUCUUGGCCGAUUUGGCGAAUUUCAGGCAGCGCCAAGGAUCUCACAGUUCGGAAAACAGCAUUGACAAUAGCAGCAUCAACAGCUUUCUCUCCAAAUCUGCUACGGAGUGUUCUUCUAACAGCGAUAGUGUCAAAGGUGUGCCACCUGGACCUCCACCUCCACCUAGAGUUUCUAGUUCUAGAACGGAUGGCACGGACACCAAAGUUCUAGAUUCUGUGAUUCAAAAAUUAGAACUGGAGUUGGAAGACAGCGAUAAGUCUUACUCCCCUCACCCACCGAAUGGUUCUGCUUCUGAAUCUGAACAUGAGGUGAGGGACAGGAUUCGGGUCAAGACAGAAAUCAAUCCCACUCGGUAUCCAUCUAUGUGUGCAGUGUCUCCCGAAACGAGUGAUGACGAAAUUGCCGAUUGGAAGCGACGGACUAUUGUUCCAAAUCUCAAUGUCGUUAUUGCUGAAGUUCACAGAGAGGAUCGGUUGUGUGAUAAUGUUUCUGAGACUGAAGAACAAUCCAAAGACAAAAAGACUGAAGAUGUUCAAGAAGUUCCUAAGUCUAGUUAUCCAUCCAUUAACAUGUACAGGAGUGAAACUCCCGUGCCAUCCAGUUUUUCGUCGUCAAUUUCUAGCAGUCAGCCCAUUGAUUCUUCCACGCCACGAUCUGGUAUUAAUGUUACCACUUUUUCGCCAGAAGGCAAUGAUACCAUUAAUCCAAAUUUAAAGACUGGAUCUUAUCAGCCGAGGAGUAACCUGUUUGAACCCAGCCCCGUUCCAAAAGAGAUUGUGGUCAUCGACAAGCCAGUUUCACCAAUACUGAAAUCAGAUAAAUCUCUAAUUCCUUUGAAAUAUGCCCAGCGAAUUACAGUUACUCCUAUAGCUCGGAGUGAUUCCUCUUCUAGUUGUACUGGAACCAUUAAAAGAAAUCCGCUCAAACCAAUAUCUUCGAGUGACAGCAAAACCGAAAAAUCCACUAAAUCGGAUGGUAGUCCAUCGUAUGUUUCAUUUAAAGCACCCGAUUCUCCUGUUUCUUCCGUCAGUAGUUUAAAAGUAGCCAGUCCGGAAGGAAAACUGUCUAGCCCUACAAGUUCCUUACCUCGUCCUGUCGCUCGUGUGACGUUGGAUCCCACAGGUAAAGUGGUCUAUUCAUCGAAUUCUUUAGAAAGACCCAGCAGCGCAAAUUCUAAUUCGAACAGCUUGGAAAGGCGGACCUAUGCUACGCUACCCAUGUAUCAAGCUAACAGUUCUACCAACCGAAUAGAAGCUCCUCAAAAAGAAGUACAAAAUAGUGAUUUGAAAACUAGUGAUAUAAGGGAUGGUUGUGAUGAUGAUUCUUCCUCCAACAGAAAUUUAGUACAAGUACCACAGAAUUCAACUGCACCCAUCACUCCUCCACCGCAGCCUUCUUCUCCUUCACAGAACCAGUUUUCUUCUUUCAAAUCUUCUGGAACCAGCCGAUCUGAAGAUUUUACCUUCCGACCAUCUAGAGGUGGUCGCUUUUGCCGAUCUUAUUUCCCAUCUCAUCUGCUUUCAUCAACAACAUCGCGAAAUAAUCAACAAUCUCCUUCUUCACCAUCAUCUUCACCUGUGUUACAGGAACAGAAAUUCACUUCGAAGCCUGCUUAUGAAUAUUCUGCUGGUCGGAAUUACUCAAGGACGAAUUCUCAGAUACCUUCCUAUCAAAGAAAUACUAAUCCUCCCCAGUCACCAACACCAUAUAGCCCAAUUUCAUCACGUUAUGUGCCAAAAUCCCAAAACAGUACUACACAAGGUAACCAAUCUGUACAUACUCCAACAAAUUCACCCGUAUGGCCAAAUAGAAUAAAUUCUCCUGCAACAAACAAUAGGUAUUCAACAUCCUCUCCCAGAAUCCAAUCACUGACACAAAAGCCAGCCCCUGUUUCUCUUAAUUACAGGCCUUUGACAUCUUUAAGUCCACCAGAUCUUAUACCUGCAGGUGAAUCUCCGCCAUCCACUUUGGACAUAACAUCACCUGCUUCUACUCACCGAAGAUUCAUUCAAGAAGAUAAAAAGAGCUAUUCUGAAAACUCCAAGAGUCCAUCUCACUCGAGCCCUCAGUCCUCUGUCAAUGAUAAAACAAACUUGAAAUCUUUGUCCGCCAACGAACUUUUCGCCAUCAUUCACAGCUCCAAGAAGAAGCACAACAUCAAAAGUGAAUCAGAGAUAUCCAUGUCACCAAUGUCCUCCAGAUCUGUUUCGCCUGCGCUUAGUCAGAGCUCACUGUCCAAGAUCCAGCCUGUUGAAACGGGAGUGUUGUCCAGGCGGUAUGAUAAUUCUCCAGACAGAUCCAAAUGGUGCAAUAGCAUGCCAUCUACUCCAAAAUCCAUGGCAUCAGAUAAGUUGGGUACAUCAAAACCCACAAGUAUGCAUGAUUUCAAGAUGCUGCUUCUUCAAACUAGAACAGGAAGUAAUGAUAGCAGUCCUAGGCCUUCAGCUGCGGAGUUAUUGAAAGUUUCGCCGCCAAAAUCCACGCCAAGUACUAACACUAACACUUCCAAGGUGCCAGUGCCUUCAUCCACAUUCAAACCUCCAAAUCCUAUUGGCACUUAUUCACCAGGCCAUGGGACUGUGCCUAUGAAGCGAAAUGCGAGGACACGAUCUCCUUAUCUCACCAGAUAUGAUUCAGCUUAUCCGCCCAUCAUAGAAGACUGCUCUGAAGAAAUGGAAGAGAGCUUGUGCCUUGAAUCAAAUCCUUUGCCUUACAAAGCUCCAAUGAUAACUCGAAAUCUUCCACAGUCUUCCACACCCGUUGCCAAGGCAACUAGCACGUGGGUUUAGUGGUUACUUUUUCUUUUCAGACUAGUGUGUGUUCAUGUAGAAAAACUGUUAAAACAAGUUUUGUAAUUAAUAUAUUGUAAAAAGAGAUGAAAGACUACUUUUUUUGUGUUUUUAGGGAUAUUUUAGAGUGAGGUGCUUUUUGAAGAAAUCAAAAACAAUGUGGACACAGGGGGGGGGAGAGAAAAAAAAAGGUUGUGAUUUUUUUUUAACUUAGCAUUUUAAAUACUUUCACAAUGCAUUUAUUUGUGUCAUAAUAAUAUUAUAAAAUGCACAGAAAUAUCUCUUCUAAAAUUAAUUUUUUCCCUCAUAUCUUUGAAAACAAAAUGUUUACUCAUUCUUUUCUGAAAAAAUACUCUUUUAACUCUAUAACUCUCUUUUAAUUUCUAAGUGACUAAUUUAUGGUACAAAUAUCCGGAUUGCCUAAAACAGUCUGAGUUAUACAAAGAUCAUUUUAAUUGUGAGCUUGUAUAUUUGGAUAUUAAUUUCUGAAUCAAAAGUAGUUUAAACCUGAGAAUCACUUUUUAUUCUGAAUAUUUAAAAGUAAAACAUCCAAAAUAGAAUGAUAAAAUAUUUAUUUUUGAUUAUUCAAAUUUUGUAUAGUAUUUUAUAACAUAUAUUUGAAAACUUCCUUCAUUUCUGUAUGUGAAUAUUUUUCACAUUAUUUUCUUCCAAUUUUAGAUUAUUAUUAAAACUAAUUUCAAAAAAUAAUUCAACAUUUACAACACAUCCAUGUACAAUUACACAUUUUUACUUAUUAUAUCUAAAAAUGUACAUGCUGAUUACAAGACUCCUUUUUCCACUUUCUUGAAUGCCUUUGUCAUUACAUUUUUUUGAAAUUUGAGAAUUUUUUGCCUUUUAAUAAAUUUGUCAUCCUAGAGAAAAGUCGCAUGAGAAAUCAGUAUUUUCCCAUUGAUUGCCAAGCUUCAAUAUUUGCUUAAAAUUAGCCAAAGUGUGUACAAGUGAAUUAUAUACAGCAAUCUUUCGUUGUAAAGAAGAUAUUGGUGUAUAUUUUGGUUGCAACUAAAUGGAAUAAACUUCUCAAAAAUUCUGAUUAGAUUGAUAAAUAGAUAUUAGAUUGAUUAUUUCAAAGACUGAUGAAUUGUCAACUUUAAUCAAAAUGAACAGCAUUUGUUAUUUAAAUAUAAUUAUAUGCUCUUGUGAACAUAUAAUAUAGUAGGGAAAGGUGGGAGAUGGUAGUUGUUAAAAACAAAGUACAAAAUCGUGUGCAGUAUUAUUAAAUAAAUGAAUAUUCUUUAUAGAAACUAUUUUUAUUCAGAUGUUGAUAAAACUUUUAGAAUGAAUAUAUCUAUAUAUAAACAAAAUAAAAUGCAAAAAAAGCAAGAUUUCAGCUUUAUCAGAGUUAUGCAAAAGCAUAAAAAUAAGUGUCAUUUCUUCAAUCAUUAGUAUUAAAUGAAAAUAUAAAACCAACAUCUUUUUUAUGAAUAAAAUAUUUAUACCUUUUCCAGAUAUUUUUUAAAAAUAAAUUUGUUUGAAUUUCAUAUUUGUGUACAGAAAUAUUGGUUGAAAGAUAACAAAUGUUUUGUGAAGGUUUUUUUUAAUCCUUGUCUUUUUGAUAACAUUUUCAUGAUCUUUGCUCAGAUGUCUAGAAAAGUGUUAUGCUUGAUUUUCGAAUUGUGCUUGCACUCACAUUCCUUAUUUAUUAUGCUUAAUAAACAUUAUUAUUAGUUUA
This is a messenger RNA of Argiope bruennichi, 6324 nucleotides long. Its product is annotated as mucin-2-like. The record is from RefSeq and is a predicted model, not a curated record. The transcript has 6 exons. NCBI's taxonomy places the organism in Eukaryota, Metazoa, Arthropoda, Arachnida, Araneae, Araneidae. The coding region runs from base 156 to 4634 and encodes 1492 amino acids.